Alternaria triticimaculans is the source of this 405-nucleotide messenger RNA. RefSeq lists its product as uncharacterized. The transcript is spliced from 3 exons. The coding region runs from base 1 to 405 and encodes 134 amino acids. Lineage: Eukaryota; Fungi; Ascomycota; Dothideomycetes; Pleosporales; Pleosporaceae. Gene Ontology annotation, cellular component: membrane. Gene Ontology annotation, molecular function: malate transmembrane transporter activity. The record is from RefSeq and is a predicted model, not a curated record. Gene Ontology annotation, biological process: malate transmembrane transport.
AUGCUCCACCAAGAGCACAAACAACCAGACCCCAAAAUCGGCAUACGCUCACGCCUAAAACACUUCACAUUCGCCUGGUUCCUCUCAACAAUGAGUACAGGCGGCCUUGCUCUCGCUAUCGCAGAGACACCGCAUCAAUUCCCCGGCCUCCACCAAAUCGGCCUAACCCUCUUCCUCCUAAACAUCGCUCUCUUCCUCACUCUCACCACCCUAACAACCCUCCGCUUCCUCUACCACACUUCCCACUUCCUCUCUUCCUUCCUCCACCCCCAAGAAUCCUUCUUCCUCGGCUCCUUCUACCUCUCCCUCAGCGUCAUCCUCGCCGGCAUCCAAACCUACGGCAUCACCCACGGGCCCGGCUACCGCUGGCUCAUCGACGCAGUCUACGUGUUUAUUGGGUGGUGA